This is a messenger RNA of Toxorhynchites rutilus septentrionalis, 660 nucleotides long. RefSeq names its product cuticle protein 6-like. The transcript has a single exon. Lineage: Eukaryota; Metazoa; Arthropoda; Insecta; Diptera; Culicidae. The record is from RefSeq and is a predicted model, not a curated record. Gene Ontology annotation, cellular component: chitin-based extracellular matrix. The coding region runs from base 1 to 660 and encodes 219 amino acids. Gene Ontology annotation, molecular function: structural constituent of chitin-based larval cuticle.
AUGGGUCAUGACGUGACCUCCCAGUUCCACUCCCAUGAUGGCACCGGUGGUUAUUCCUACGGUUAUUCCGAUCCAAACUCACAGAAGAUGGAAGCAAAGGACGCCCACGGAGUAACACACGGGGAGUAUUCAUACGUCGAUGCUAAUGGACUGGUGCAGACGGUGAAAUACAUUGCUGAUCCUAAACAUGGUUUCCAAGUGGUCGGCACCAACCUUCCGCAGACACCAUCUCAUGCACUUCACAAGCGCUCGGUCUACACUGCUCCAGCAAGCUAUGUUCCAUUUGGAUACUACGCUUCCGAACAGAAGUCUUGGAAUGGACCUAUCCAUAUUCCGGUGAUCGAGAAGGGUGUGCCUGUAGAAACACCGGAGGUUAAACACGCUAAGGCCGCCCAUGCUGCUGCCCACGCCAAGGUUGCUAACCACGCGAUCUAUGUGCCGACCGCCGUCGAUGAACACCAAGCCAAGAGUGUUGGUGCCUGGUAUGGACCCCAACAUGUGCCAGUGAUCAAGAAUGGAGUUCCGAUCGAAACGCCAGAGGUUCAACAUGUCAAGGCCGCCAUCUUGAGUGCCUUGGCCACUGCCAGCGUUCAAUCUAGAACCUACGGACAUGAAGACGAUGGUUCUUAUAAGCCUCAUUUGUACCACAAUGAACACUAA